Molecule: messenger RNA, 557 nt
Organism: Struthio camelus australis
Lineage: Eukaryota; Metazoa; Chordata; Aves; Struthioniformes; Struthionidae
Source: RefSeq, a predicted model, not a curated record
AUGAAUGUGGUGGAUAAGCCUUGUAACAAAUACUUGGUGAUAAGAGGGAGUCAUCCAGGGAGCAGAUCUGAGUGGGUUUCUGUGCUCGAGAGACAGAUAUUUGACUUCCUUGGUUAUCAGUGGGCACCUAUCCUGGCAAAUUUUAUACACAUUAUUAUAGUCAUACUUGGCUUAUUUGGAACCAUCCAGUAUAGACCUCGUUACAUAACAGGAUAUGCUGUUUGGCUAGUCCUCUGGGUUACAUGGAACGUGUUUGUUAUCUGCUUCUAUUUGGAGGCUGGGGACCUUUCAAAGGAAACAGAUCUCAUUCUGACCUUUAACAUCUCAAUGCAUCGUUCUUGGUGGAUGGAGAAUGGACCAGGCUGCACCGUGACCUCAGUAACCCCAGCCCCAGACUGGGCACCAGAGGAUCAUCGUUAUAUCACUGUCUCGGGGUGUUUUCUUGAAUACCAGUACAUAGAAGUGGCUCAGAGUUCUCUUCAGAUCUUCCUUGCAGCUAACGACAUCACUAUUUGUCAUGCUGAAUAAAUAAGGAUGUGAUCUCCUGCCCUCCACCA